AUGAAUAUUUAUAAUAUAAAAGCUAUAGAUUUUAUCUUCAAGUUAAGACAUCCAACAUUUGAUUUCUUCAUGACCCAAGACGUUCAAGAUGUUACAAAACUUGAUGAUUCUCAUAGAAAUUACCAAGAUAAAAUUCCAACAGAUCAUACUUCUAUAAGCGGAGACGUCAACAAUCCAAAUAAGCUGAAGGUUCAUGAUCAUGAUUCAUUGAACAUGGAAACUAAUGAACACAACAAUUCCAAAAAUGAUAUAGAUAUGCUGGUGAUAUAUGUUGGCAGUCAUGAGUUAAUUUUCAUAACUGAAGAGUAUCAAAUUGGUCAUCAAGUUUCCAAUGAAAGAGAUCCAAAAUCAAAUGUUGUAACAAGGUCACAAAUUUAUUCACAUCGUUAUAGUAAACAGGCAUUAUUACAUGUUUCCAGAAUCUCAACAUUACCACCUCAUGAUACUUACAAAGUUUUAACUCCCGAUCAAUUAAAUACACCAAAAUAUGAAGAAUUGAGAACCCAAGAACUUUGUUUAAUAUGUCUUGAGUCAUACAGAUUUAACUAUGAAAAUUUAGUCAAAUUACCUUGUGCUCAUACUCUUCAUCACAAAUGUUUUCUCAAGACAAGGCAGUUUAAUGGGGAUAGAACUGAUGUUGAAAGACCAAGUAUGAAAUGUAUUACUUGUCAAUUAAGUUUGAUUAAGUAUCAUCAAUAUCUUGCUGAUUAUAACUUAGAUUAUGAGAAAGUUAAAUUUAUUAAUAAGUGA
Hansenula ciferrii is the source of this 750-nucleotide messenger RNA. RefSeq lists its product as uncharacterized. The record is from RefSeq and is a predicted model, not a curated record. NCBI's taxonomy places the organism in Eukaryota, Fungi, Ascomycota, Saccharomycetes, Phaffomycetales, Wickerhamomycetaceae. The transcript has 3 exons. The coding region runs from base 1 to 750 and encodes 249 amino acids.